UUUAGAGUUAUUCCGCUUUGCCAUAUGCGAAAUGUUUACUAGCAGGGUUAUCAGACAGAGUUCUAGAUUGACCCGUGGCUUGUAUCUCGUUCUAGUCCAAAGGUGCACGGCCCAGUUAUUUUCAUCAAUGAGUAAUAUGCCAAAACCAAAGGUUUACGUCACUCGCCGAGUUCCACAGGAGGGACUAAAGGUCUUGGAACCACAUUGUGAGAUUACGCAGUGGGACAGCGAGAAACCCGUCCCCAGAGCGGAGCUCAUUCAACAGGUAGCCGGAAAAGAUGCAUUGUUCUGUUUGUUGACCGAUAAGAUUGACGCUGAUGUCUUGGACGCCGCAGGACCCCAGCUGAAAUGCAUCGGUACGAUGUCUGUCGGGUACGACCAUAUCGACAUAGCAGAAUGCCGUGCGCGGAACAUCCCAGUCGGGUUUACUCCGGAUGUUCUUACUAAUGCCACGGCUGAGCUCACGGUGGGUCUCUUACUUGCCGCGUCCAGAAGGCUCAUAGAGGCGACACAAUCGGUUCGAGAUGGUGGAUGGGGAACGUGGGACCCGUUAUGGAUGCUGGGUCAAGGUUUGGAGGGAUCCACAGUGGGGAUCGUGGGACUUGGACGUAUAGGUAUGGCUGUAGCCAGGCGACUCUCCCCGUUUGGUGUAAGCAAAUUUCUGUAUAGUGGACAUCAUCCCAAAGAAGAAGCCAACGAAGUUGGUGCAGAAUUCGUAGAUUUUGAGACGUUAUUAGGAAAAUCUGACUUUGUGUUAGGAUGCUGUGCCUUAACGAAGGAAAAUCAAGGACUUUUUAACAAAAAGACGUUUUCAAAGAUGAAGUCAAAUGCGGUUUUCAUCAACACAAGUCGAGGCGGACUUGUAAAUCAGGAAGAUUUGUACGAUGCAUUAAAAAGUAAACAGAUAGCGGCUGCCGGAUUAGAUGUGACGUCACCGGAACCACUUCCUACUAACAGUCUUCUACUUACCCUUAAUAAUUGUGUUGUUCUUCCGCAUAUAGGGAGUGCGACAGAAAAAGCACGAGGUGCUAUGUCGGCGUUAACUGGCCGGAACAUUAUGGCUUUCUUACGAGGAGAAAAAAUGCCAUGUCAAAUAUAGUGAUACACAAAAUAAAUUUUAGAUUCUCAAAUCAUA
This is a messenger RNA of Ostrea edulis (European flat oyster), 1135 nucleotides long. Its product is annotated as glyoxylate reductase/hydroxypyruvate reductase-like. Gene Ontology annotation, molecular function: hydroxypyruvate reductase [NAD(P)H] activity; NAD binding; glyoxylate reductase (NADPH) activity. Gene Ontology annotation, cellular component: cytosol. The transcript is spliced from 3 exons. NCBI's taxonomy places the organism in Eukaryota, Metazoa, Mollusca, Bivalvia, Ostreida, Ostreidae. The record is from RefSeq and is a predicted model, not a curated record. The coding region runs from base 32 to 1099 and encodes 355 amino acids.